AUGGCAAAGACGAGAGCACUCAGCGAGACCGCUUCGACGGGAGAUGCUGUCAACACAGCGUCCCUUAUCGCCACCAAUCGUUCGAGACGUUCCGAACGCCUGCGUAUCAAACGAGUCGAAAAGACAAAGACCGACUACCUCUCCCGCCUCCCCCGCGAGAUCCUCGCCCGCAUCUUCGCCCACACUCUCCCCAAUACCCGCCACAACAAAACCAUCAUGGUCAAGCCUCGUCAGCCAGGCGACAAAUCCUACCGCGGCUACCCCACCUUCGAUUGGUCCUUGGGCCCUCCCGACUACUACUGGGUCUUGUGGGACGGUAUGAGAGGAGGCUUUCUCCCCCAUGUCAAGGGCUUCGCCGCGCUCGUACUGGUCAGCAAGUUCUUUCGUGGUCUUACUACGGAGUAUCUGGAUCCGAGGGAUAGUUGGAUCUACUUCACGGGUGAGUAUAGGUCUAGAAGGGAGGCGAUGGAGUUGUGGGUUGAGCGGGCUGGAUGGCGGAAGGGGGUGGAUGGAUUGGUGAGGCAUGAGGAGUCGAAGGCGCGGUAUACUUGA
Cyphellophora attinorum is the source of this 552-nucleotide messenger RNA. RefSeq lists its product as uncharacterized. The transcript is spliced from 2 exons. The coding region runs from base 1 to 552 and encodes 183 amino acids. Lineage: Eukaryota; Fungi; Ascomycota; Eurotiomycetes; Chaetothyriales; Cyphellophoraceae. The record is from RefSeq and is a predicted model, not a curated record.